This is a messenger RNA of Naumovozyma castellii, 3153 nucleotides long. RefSeq lists its product as uncharacterized. Bases 1 to 3153 code for a protein of 1050 amino acids. The record is from RefSeq and is a predicted model, not a curated record. Lineage: Eukaryota; Fungi; Ascomycota; Saccharomycetes; Saccharomycetales; Saccharomycetaceae. The transcript has a single exon.
AUGGACAAUUUCAAGAAACAAUUAAUAGAUUCCACCGCUGAAGAGAAAAGAUUACAGGAAAACAAGAAGCAUGAAAAAUAUUGGUAUCGUUGGGGUCCUUAUUUGAGUGAAAGAGCUUGGGCCACCGUUCGUGAAGAUUAUUCCCAAUCGGGUGAUGCUUGGAACCAUUUCCCUUUUGAACAUGCAAAUGCACGUUUGUUUAGAUGGGGGGAGGAUGGUUUAUUUGGUGUGUCAGAUAAUAGGCAAUUGGUUUGUAUGAAUUUAGCUCUUUGGAAUGGUAAAGAUGAAAGGUUGAAGGAAAGAUUAUUUGGUUUAACUGGUCAUCAGGGAAAUCAUGGAGAGGAUGUUAAGGAAUUGUAUUAUUAUUUGGAUAAUACUCCAACUCAUUCUUAUAUGAAAGCUUUGUAUAAGUACCCUUUCGCGAAGCCAUUCCCUUACGAAGAAUUGGUCAGUGAAAACUCCAGGCGAGGUUAUAAUGAUAAAGAAUUCGAAAUAUAUGAUAUUGAUGGGUUAUUUGCCAAAACCAAUGGUAGUGGUGAAGUUAUUGAUACGCCCUAUUUUGAUGUCUUCUUUGAAAUGGCAAAGGAUGAAAAAAAUCCAGAUGAAUUGAAUUUUAGAAUCACAGUUUAUAAUAGAUCUAAAUUAGAAACCGGUGAAUUGUAUGUCAUGCCCCAGAUAUUUUUCAGAAAUAUAUGGGAUUUUAACCCAACAUGUCAUAAACCCCAUUUGGAAAGAGCUACCGAUUUAGAAAAUUUAAUUAAUGUUACUACUGAAAAAUUCGGAACUAAUCAAAUUAUUUUCCAACCAUCACCAGAUCCAACAACGUCAGCAUUGACUUCUGAUUCCAAAAAGGAUGAUAUUGAUCCUUACUUAUUAUUUACUGAGAAUGAACCAAAUUUGAAGAAAUUAUUUGGAAACGAUCAGAAGAAUCCAGCUCCCUACUGUAAAGAUGCUUUUGAAGAAUUCAUCGUUCACAAGAAUAUGGAAAAUACAGUUAAUGAUAAAAACAAAGGUACCAAAGCAUGUGCUGUAUACCAUUUUAAGGAGAUUCCACCGGGGCAAUACGUUACCGUUAGAUACAAAUUCACCAACGAUUCAAGAAAUACAAUUGCUCGUUCAGGAAACCUUUCUGUGUUUGAUGAAGACCAAUUUGACACAGUCUUUGACAAUCGUAAAGAGGAAGCCGAUAAUUUUUAUUGGAGAAUCAAUCCAACCACUAGCGAUGGAGAAUUACAAAAUAUUCAAAGACAAGCGUUUGCAAGUUUACUAUGGUCCAAACAAUUUUAUAAUUUGACUUUUGAUGAAUGGUAUAAGGGAGAUCCAGCUAUAUUACCUACACCUCCUCCAGAUAGGGCCAAUGGAAGAAAUAAAAAUUGGAAACACCUUUACAUUGAAGAUAUUCUGUCCAUGCCAGAUAAAUGGGAAUACCCAUUUUUUGCCUCUUGGGACACAGCAUUCCAUUGUAUUCCCCUGGCCAUGAUUGAUCCAGAGUUUGCCAAAAAGCAGUUGGAUUUACUAACAAGAGAAUGGUAUAUGCAUCCUAAUGGUCAAAUCCCGGCUUAUGAGUGGAACUUUAAUGAUGUCAAUCCUCCAGUACAUGCGUGGUCCGUAUAUCGUGUGUUUAAGAUUGAGCAAACAAUGUAUAAUCGAGAAGAUCGUAAAUUCUUAGAAAGAGUCUUCCAGAAAUUAUUAUUAAAUUUCACCUGGUGGGUUAAUCGUAAAGAUGAGCAAGGGAAGAAUAUAUUCGAAGGUGGAUUUUUAGGGUUGGACAACAUUGGAAUCUUUAACAGAUCUGAGCCUUUGCCCACUGGUGGGACUUUAGAACAAGCCGAUUCAACUGGUUGGAUGGCAUUCUUUUCUUUACAAAUGUUGAAUAUUGCCUUAGAGUUGGCAAAGACUAACUCAUCCUAUGAAGAUAUUGCAUCCAAAUUUUUUGAACAUUUCAUCUUAAUCAGUGACACAAUGUCGUUUGAAUAUUCUGUGGAUUCCGCACAUGGGUUUACCAAAGUUAUUAAACAAAACCUAUGGAAUGAACAGGAUAAAUUUUAUUACGAUGCUAUCUCUUGGGGUGGACCUUACAAACAACAACUACCUGUGAGGUCAUUAGUAGGUUUGAUUCCAUUGUAUGCAUCAAUGACUUUGGAUUCAAGUUUGGUGAAGCGUUUCCCAAAUUUCAAGAAAAGAGUCGAUUGGUUUAUCAAUAACAAACCAGAAAUAUUUGGUAGAAACGUUGCUGCACUAUCCACUGAGUAUGUUGGUGAUAGAGUAUUAUUAUCAUUGGUGACCAAGGAACGAUUAUCAUCCAUCCUGUCUAGGAUGUUAAAUGAAAAUGAGUUCUUGUCUCCUCAUGGUAUUAGGUCCCUUUCUAAAUAUCAUGCUCAGCAUCCAUUUGAAAUGAAUGUUAAUGGACAAAAUUUUUGCGUUAAGUAUUUGCCAGGUGAAUCAGAUUCAGGAAUGUUUGGUGGUAAUUCCAAUUGGAGAGGUCCUAUUUGGUUUUCAACAAGUUUUUUGAUUAUUGAGGCAUUGCAAAGAUUCUACUUGUAUUAUGGAUCGGAAUUUCAAGUGGAAUGUCCUGUGGGUUCCGGCAAUUUUUUAAAUUUGGCUGAGGUUGGUGAAGAAUUAGCUAAACGUAUGAUUAGUUUGUUUGUCCCAGACAAAUCAAAUAAUGAUGAGCGUGCCAUUUAUUUUGGUGAGCAUGCGAAAUUUCUCUCUACUGAUUCUCAUUUUAAAGAUUAUAUUACAUUUUACGAAUACUUUGAUGGUGAUACAGGUAGAGGUCUUGGUGCAUCUCAUCAAUGUGGUUGGACUGCUCUGGUGGCAAAAUGGAUUAAUGAUGUUGCUGAAUGCAAGAAAACUAAAGCAUUGACGUCGACUAGCAAUGAAAAAAUUGAAGCAGAUGGUAUUCCCAAAUUGAAAUCCCAAUCCUUACGUAAAAGCAGUAAAUCUUUAGUAAAUGUUACUGCUACAAGAUUAGAAGUUAGAGAAGACAAGAAUAUCGAAGUGACAACCUACGUCGGCGCCAGUGAAUCUCAUAUAUCGGAGACCGAAGUCAUAAAGAAAUUAAAGGACAAACUGAAAGCACUUUCGGUUGUUGAAACAAAGGAUGAAGAUUUGACUUGUAAGCAUGAUUCCGAGUUAUCUUGUCACAUUUAA